Molecule: messenger RNA, 1576 nt
Organism: Condylura cristata (star-nosed mole)
Lineage: Eukaryota; Metazoa; Chordata; Mammalia; Eulipotyphla; Talpidae
Gene: PIAS4
Product: protein inhibitor of activated STAT, 4
Exons: 10
Coding region: 40-1491 (483 amino acids)
Biological process (GO): regulation of transcription by RNA polymerase II; protein sumoylation
Molecular function (GO): SUMO ligase activity; transcription coregulator activity; zinc ion binding
Source: RefSeq, a predicted model, not a curated record
GGCUGGGGGCUCCCGGCGCGGGGGACGCUGGUGGCCAAGAUGGCGGCGGAGCUGGUGGAGGCUAAAAACAUGGUGAUGAGUUUCCGAGUCUCCGAUCUUCAGAUGCUCCUGGGUUUCGUUGGUCGGAGUAAGAGUGGACUUAAGCACGAACUUGUCACCCGGGCCCUGCAGCUGGUCCAGUUUGACUGUAGCCCUGAGCUGUUCAAGAAGAUCAAGGAGCUCUACGAGACACGCUACGCCAAGAAGAACUCAGAGCCCGUCCCUCAGCCCCACCGGCCCCUGGACCCCCUGACCAUGCACUCAACGUACGACCGGGCUGGCACAGUACCCAGGACUCCCCUCACAGGCCCCAAUAUUGACUACCCUGUCCUUUACGGGAAGUACUUAAAUGGACUCGGACGGUUGCCCACCAAGACCCUCAAGCCAGAAGUCCGCCUGGUGAAACUGCCCUUCUUCAAUAUGCUGGAUGAGUUGCUGAAGCCGACGGAGCUGGUCCCACAGAACAGUGAGAAGCUCCAGGAGAGCCCGUGCAUCUUUGCGCUGACACCGAGGCAGGUGGAGCUGAUCCGGAACUCCAGAGAACUGCAGCCCGGGAUCAAGGCCGUGCAGGUUGUCCUGAGAAUCUGCUACUCGGACACCAGCGGCCCUCAGGAGGACCAGUAUCCACCCAACAUCGCAGUGAAGGUCAACCAUAGCUACUGCUCGGUCCCGGGCUACUACCCGUCGAAUAAGCCCGGCGUGGAGCCCAAAAGGCCCUGCCGCCCCAUCAACCUGACCCACCUCAUGUACCUGUCCUCAGCCACCAACCGCAUCACUGUCACCUGGGGCAACUACGGCAAGAGUUACUCCGUGGCCUUGUACCUGGUGCGGCAGCUGACCUCCUCGGAGCUGCUGCAGAGGUUGAAAACCAUCGGGGUCAAGCACCCAGAGCUGUGCAAGGCAUUGGUCAAAGAGAAGCUGCGCCUGGAUCCUGACAGCGAGAUCGCCACCACCGGCGUGCGUGUCUCCCUCAUCUGCCCGCUGGUGAAGAUGCGGCUUUCGGUGCCCUGCCGGGCGGAGACCUGUGCACACCUGCAGUGCUUCGACGCCGUCUUCUACCUCCAGAUGAACGAGAAGAAGCCCACCUGGAUGUGCCCCGUGUGUGACAAGCCGGCUCCCUAUGACCAGCUCAUCAUCGAUGGGCUCCUCUCCAAGAUUCUGAGCGAGUGUCAGGACGCCGACGAGAUUGAGUACUUGGUGGACGGCUCGUGGUGCCCCAUCCGCGCCGAGAGGGAGCGCAGCUGCAGCCCGCAGUGCCCCAUCCUCGUGCUCGGUGAGUGCCUCCGGCUGCCUCUCAUCCUGCCAGCGGUGUGUUUAUCUGAGAGAGGCGCGGGACGUUGUCUUCCCCCAGACGGGGUGGGCCGGCCAGCGUCAGGGCUGCUGAGCCCUGCGUGCCCCUGCGCAAGGCCCCGGGCGCCUGCUCGGCCUGAAUUGGGGUGCACAGCGCCGUGAGGCAGGUGCUGAGGCCCGGAGUUUGCCCUGUCCCUCGCCCGCCUGGGUUCCCAGCGUGUGGGUCAGUCCGGGUCCUGAGCGUCUG